UUCUGCGUUGGAAAGGUAAUUGGCUCAGAUUGCCCGCGGAGGGAGAAAGCUGCUAAGAAAGAAAAACAGGAUAAUUAUUCAAGGUCUUUGGCUAGCAACCCUCUGGAGAUAACCCAUCACUGCAUUUUCCAGGUUUGUAAGAUGUCUUCAGCACCUCAGCCUUCAGAUGUUCAACAUGAAGCACCCAAAAGAAAAGAUUAUCGAAUUCCAGGACUCCGAGGUGCUCAAACUACUACUUUGUUCCGUGCUGUGAAUCCAGAACUUUUCAUUAAACCUAACAAAGCAGUUAUGGCUUUUGGCCUUGUGACAAUUACUCUCUGUGUGGCUUAUAUUGGGUACUUGCACGCACAACAAGAAAACAAAAAGGAUCUCUAUGAAGCUAUUGACAGUGAAGGAAACAGACUUAUGAAACGCAAGACUUCAAAAUGGGACUGAAAAAACUGUCAGUGUUGACAAAUAUCAACAUGGAAGAAGACAUUUGAUUUUCUGCAUGGUGACUUUCAGGAUUUUGACUGAAGCAUUACCAUUUAUUUUUAUACAAUGAAUGCUUUUUUAAAAAAAUCAGUUUAAACAUCAGUGUGAAAUGCUAUUAUCUAUUGAUAUUUUGAAUAAAGCACAUUAUAACAAAAAGGGUACUGCAGAAUAUGUGCAACUUAUUUCUUAUCUAUACUGUGCCAAAAGAUGCUUUAGAAUUAUUGCCAGAAUUGCACUGUCUGGUUUUAAAGUUUAUUAUUAAUUGUCAGUGUUUUAGUAAGUCACUCAAAAAACAUUUCUAAAAUGUGUUAUUUGUGCAAUCAUCCACCUGUGCAAAUUUUUAAUAUUUCAAAUAUUAAAUAAGGGAAAACUUUUCCAUAGUCUCUUCUGAAGUUAUUUAUUUAUGAUUUAGUGUACAAAAUGAUUGAUGGAUUGAUAUUUUUCACUCAAGGCAAUAAAACUAAUCUGUUAAAA
Molecule: messenger RNA, 948 nt
Organism: Notechis scutatus (mainland tiger snake)
Lineage: Eukaryota; Metazoa; Chordata; Lepidosauria; Squamata; Elapidae
Gene: SMIM8
Product: small integral membrane protein 8
Source: RefSeq, a predicted model, not a curated record